UACUGCUCACACAUCAAUCAAAAGUUAUAUCAAGGAGUAUCAUUUAAUCAAGCAAGUUGAGUGAACCAACUAAUAAUCUAUGUUUCUUUCAAAAAAAAAAAAAAAGCUAAUAAUCUAUGUUUAUCAAUCAAUUAAUUAAUUAACAUUACUUCACUAACAUUAAAAUAGAAACAAUUCAUCAAGAAAUACCAAUUUCUUACACCAAAAUUUCCAAUUUCCCCUAAUUUGCAUUUCCAUAAAACGCAUCGUUUCACCCUGAAUAAGUGGUAACCCAAACGAUGAAGUGUCGAAAUCCAAUUGGCAACACCCACGUAACCCUAAAACUUCCCACCCAUAAACAAAUCCUCUAACCCAAACACGCCCUUACAAUUCUAAUCCCAAGGGUAUUUUCGUCAUAUUUUUUUUAAGGCUGUAUUAUCCUACGCUCGCCUCCUUUCCGAUAAAACAACAAACCCUCUCUCUUCUCAUUUUCUCUCUCCUCCACAUUUUUUUCUCUCCUCUCGAUCGAGAUCCUCCGUCGCCGGAAUCUUUCGCCGGCGGUUUCGCAUUCUUCCGGUAACCGGAGAUUCUGUUCGUUGUGAUUUUCUUGGUUGUGUUGUUAUUGCAGCGGUUCGUUUUAUGUGGAUUGGUGUUGGAUUUUUGAAAUUAGGGUUCGGUUUUAUUGCGGAUUGAAUUUGAGAUUUGGGAAGAUUUGCGGAUUGGUUUUGGAAGCGAGAUUUGAAGGUUUUGUAAUGUACGUAUGUUUUUUGUUUGGUAGAAGUUGUUUUUCGAUUUGAAAAAAUAAAAUAAAAAUUAGGGUUUGAGAAAGGGAGGAAAUUAGGGUUUUUGUUGAGUUGAUAAAGGGUUUGAAUUGAGGAAAUAGGAAAAAUGCCGAGAAGUUCGCGACAUAAAUCUAGCAAGCAUAGUUCAAGGGAAGCGAGGGAUUACUCUGAUUCGGAGAAAGAUUCUGGAUUGAAGGAGAAGAAAGGGAGGGAAGAUGGUGAGAGUAAUAGUAGUAGUAGGCAUUUGAAGGAGUCUACUUCUGGUGAGAAACGGAAAAUUGAUUCGAAAUCGGCGGAUGUGACGAAGGAUUUGAGUGGUGUUGUUGUGAAUGUUGAUAUUGUUGAGGAGUAUGUUGCGCCUUUGACGUCGAAGAAGCGGAAAGAGAAGGAGGAUGAUGACCGGUGGACGGGAGGUGAAAUCGAGCACGAUCUGUCUAAAAGUGAUUCAAAAAGGUCUAGUAGGAGAGAAGGGAGUUUGGUGGCGGGUGGAGAAGAAGGGAAGAGAAGUGGAAGUAAGGCGGAGUCGAAGCACCAUAGGUCUGAUAGGAAAGAGAGGAAUGAAAAAGAAGGGGGUUCGGAGCGGGAUAGGAAGGGCAGUAAAAGUGAGAGAUUGGUGGUUGGUGUAACUGGAAAUGAGAAUGUUGGCAAUGAAGGGAAUAGGAAACAGGGCAGUGGAGAAGAGCGUGGUGGAAAGCAUGGUGUUGGUAAUACUGACCAUAUCAUACAAGAGGAAGUUCGUAACACUGAUACAGAGAGAGAUCUCGAUCGACGAGUUAGAAGGAAAAGAGAUGGUUCAGGCGAUGGGGACAAGCAUCAGGAAAGUACUCGAGAACUGGAUGAUAGAAGAUUGUCUUCUAGGGAAGAUAUUGUCAGAUCAGGAAAGUAUAAAGAUGAAAGUCACAAGGAUGAGAGAGGUAGAGAUAGGUACCAAGAAGAUAUAGAUAAGGAGAAUUGGCAUCAGGAUGAAAAGCAGAGGGAUAAUCGGGCUACUAAAGAGCAUAACAGUGUCAGGUCAGAGGAUAAACAUCUAAAUGAAAAGAAAAAAGAUUUGGAUGUGUCCCAAAAGAAAUCUAAGCCCCUAGGCAGUGAAUAUGAACGAGAGUCAGAGCGAGAACGAGACCGUGAUAAUGAUAGAGACAGGGUUCGGGACCGAGAGCGGGAUCGCUCCCAUCAUGAUCGGGAUCGUGAACGUGACAGGGACCAUGAUGACCGGGAACAUGAUCUUGAUCGUGAGCGGGAUCUUGAACGUAGCUAUGAGCGAGACCGUGAACUAGACCGGGACAGGGAACGCGGCCGUGAUCGUUAUCACCGCGAACGUGACAGAGACCGAAACCGUGAUCGUGAUCACAACCAUGAUCGAGGCCGAGAUCGGGAUUAUGAUCAUGAAUAUGGCUCCCAUGUUGAUGAUAAAAGCUCUAGGUACAAGGACGAUAGAGGGAGGAGAUCUAUUGAGGGGUAUGAUGACUAUCAUGGUGAUAAAUCUAGAAGGGUAGAGUCAGAGGUUGAUAAGGAAAGAUCUUUAUCCCGAAAAGCACAUAUAGACAGUGUUGUGAGCAGCGGUCGACGUAGGUCCUCACCCAAUUCUAGGGCUUAUGUUAAUACAGAUAAAUACAGAGAUGGAAUCCAAGAUGAGGCUAAGUAUGGAGAUUCCUCGAGAGAUGCCCUUACAUCUGAGGCACUUGAUAAAGUUCCUAAGUAUCGAUCAGGGGAGAAACGCACCAAGUUUGAUGACAAUCAUGUUGGAGAAUCAUCUGAAAGAUCUCCAAAUGCCAAGGCUUCUCCUGCAGGUUUGAAGGAAAGAUCUCCUACAACUAGUGUUGAUCGCAGAUUUCAAAAUAGAACUAGCAGGAGAAGGAGCCUUGAUGUUGAUGAGGCUGAGAGGAGGAGCAGUGGCUCCAAUGAUGUAAGAGAUUUUUCUGGUAAUGAGGACCGACAGGGUAGAGAUUUUUCUGUAAAGAAGCCUACUGGGGAGGAGUAUCCUCCAGUAGAAUCUCCUUUUCACCAUAAAUCAAGUCAGGGCAAUAUUUCAUCUCACACUCCUGGUCCAUCUGGGUUCAGGAGUGGAGCUGACAGUCCUUCCUUCAUGGGAUCUUUAGGAGAAGACACUAGAGGUCAUUCAGGAAGCCGAUUCAGGAGAAGUGUUGAUCCCAAUGUAGGAAGAGGGCCUGGAAAUGGUUGGAAGGGGGCACCUAAUUGGCCCUCACCACUACCUAAUGGCUUUAUGCCCUUCCCACCAGGUCCUCCCGGGCCACAUCAUGGGGGGUUCCCACCCAUGCUCUCUCAGUUUCCUCCUCUAUUUGGUGUUAGACCAUCUAUGGACAUGAACCACCCUGGGAUGCCUUAUCAUAUGUCUGAAGGGGACCGGUUUUCUGGUCAUGUAAGACCUUUAGGAUGGCAGAAUAUGGUAGAUGGCCCAGUUCAUUUCCAUGGAUGGGAUGUAAGUAAUGGUGUCCUUAGGGAUGAGUCAUCCAUGUAUGGGCCUGGACAUCUUGCCAAUGCUCAAAGAAGGGACAUGAAUCCAGAUAUGUGGAAAUCAAAUGGCGAUCCGAAUAUGGAUUUGACAUCUGUGUCUCAAAAAGAUGGUCCCAUGGCUAAAGCAUCUAUGGACGAAGUUUCAUCUGUGCAGGGUGCUUCAAGGCUUAAUGUCGAAAGUAGUGUCUUUGAUGAGGGGCCAAGUCAAAAGAUGAUUACUUCAAGUGGUCCGUCAUCCACAAAGGAAAUUCCAAUGACUCCAGCUAAAGUGACUACAGAGAAGACUCCUGAAUCAUCUAGUGUUGAUGAAACUGCUCAAUCAGUGCGUGCAUACCUUGCUAAGCUUGAUAUUUCGAUAGAUAUGGCUGAUCCAGAAUUGUAUAAUCAAUUUAUUAACCUUGCUGUCAAGGGACAGUCCCAAUUAAUUGAAGAAAUGGAACUUGAAUAUACUGAGCAGGAGAGGGCAGUUGCUGAUUCAGAGAUCGCAAAUCUAUCCAUGGGUUUGACAUUUUUCCCUACUGCCAAAGCUUCUAUUUUUAAGAAAGCAAUGAAUCUAUACAAGACGCAGAGCACUAAAAGAUCAUUGUCUGGGAUACCUAAUUGGGAGAUCUUGCAUAGUCCCAAAGAUUCUGAGCUUGAGGCGGAACCAAUUUUGGCUCAAGAGGAUAAAUUAGACGAUCCUGUUGAUUGUAGUGUUAAUAAGGAAGAGCCUAUUCUGGCGGUUCCAGAAGUCGUUUCCACCACACCUGUGGUAGAAGGGAAAGAACCUGUUUCCAUAACCAGUGAUGAAGUGCUGAACGAUGAAUCCUUUGGGGGUGCUGAGCUGGAUCUUGGUCUUAGCAAUCAAGGACAAACACCAGUUCUCAUGGUGGAGAAAGUGGAUGAAGAAAUUAAGCCUGACAAGGAACUCUUGUCUGUUGAGAACACCUAUUCUGAUGAAUUUGAAUCAAACACCGAUAAAGAGAUUGUUGGUAAUGAAUAUGAUGAUGGUAUGAGAGGUGGUGCUAAGUCCGCCGCUUCUGAUGAGCAGUUGGAUGUUGCUGUAAGUGGUCCUUUAGUUAUGUCCCAUGAUUCUGUUAAAGUAUGUGAAACUUUAAUAUCGGUGUCAAAUGAGUCGGAUUCGGUAAUUUUGAGUCGGAUACAUCAUGCUCCUGAAAGUACACAUUGAAACAAUUUUUUUUUAAUAUUUUUAAUUUUCGUUUAAUUCUCAGCAAUUUUCCGUUCAUCCAUCCUUUCAUAUUUCUCUCUAUUAUGAAGAGAAAAUGUUAUCAAAGCAAUAAAAUCAAAAUGCAUCUGUGUUUUUUUUUUUCUGCCCCCUAAUAAGUGUUUCUUUUUUUCUUUCUUUGAUGAGCUGUUUUGCUUUUGUUUCUGCAUUUCCUUCAUGUUAUGUGCAUAAUUUUGACAUGAAAAAGAAUGUUACUUUUGGCAAGCAUCUGUAUUACUCCGUAUGUUGCCUAUGUUCCA
Messenger RNA from Chenopodium quinoa (quinoa), 4697 nucleotides. Its product is annotated as zinc finger CCCH domain-containing protein 18-like. NCBI's taxonomy places the organism in Eukaryota, Viridiplantae, Streptophyta, Magnoliopsida, Caryophyllales, Amaranthaceae. The record is from RefSeq and is a predicted model, not a curated record. The transcript is spliced from 5 exons. Bases 868 to 4401 code for a protein of 1177 amino acids.